Messenger RNA from Ziziphus jujuba (common jujube), 576 nucleotides. RefSeq lists its product as uncharacterized. NCBI's taxonomy places the organism in Eukaryota, Viridiplantae, Streptophyta, Magnoliopsida, Rosales, Rhamnaceae. Bases 1 to 576 code for a protein of 191 amino acids. The transcript has a single exon. The record is from RefSeq and is a predicted model, not a curated record.
AUGGAACUGCCAUUGGAAAAAACUAUAUUGGGAGACGAUAAAGAUGCAAGAAUUUAUGGGCAAGAUGAAAGUACACAUGUUAGGAUAGAUGACUAUGUAUAUGAUGAGAUUAACGAGGUACACAUGCAAACUCAACUUGAUCCAUCAUACCAAGCACCUUCACCCGGACAUAAUGAACCAUCAAUGCCAGAGCUCGAUCCAAAUUUAGAAGCUCCGAUGGAAAAUAUUGUUCAAAGAAAACGAACUAGAAGUGAAUAUGAAGGGAAUACUUGUUCAUUUGGUCAGAAUGCUACUCAAGUUGAUCUUCUAGAAAAACUUUCUCAUGGUUUGGAUUCAAUUGGAAAAAUUGCCACUGAUAUUCGAGGAAUGUAUAGCCUAAUGGAGAGAAGGGAAAAUGAAAUUAGUGAAAAAGAGAAGAAGAAUGAUAUUUGGAAUGCUAUUAAGGAGACUCCAAAUUUAGAUAAUCAUGGCAGCUAUAAAGCACUUACGUUGAUUCAGAAAAUGAAAGUCAAAGAUGCAUUAUUGAAUAUGUUACCUGAAGAGCACUCAGAAUGGAUAUCAUUUAAUAUGGAAUGA